AUAGAAAACGGAUGGAUAGUGGUGAUAGUGAUACGUCGAAAGGAAUGAAAGUGAAACCUAAUCCCAAAGAAGGAUUCAAUUCAUCAUCAGAUUCAUUCAGAUUCUUUUGCUGAUAAACCCUAAAAUGUCUCAUCGAGAUUCCUCCGAUUCGAAGCGUCGUCAUUCUAAGCUCGAUCGUGAACCAAGCCCUAAGAAAUAUAGAAGAGAUAGAGAAAGAGAAAGAUUAACCACAAAUGGUCAUUCUGAACCGUCCAAACAUUCAUCUCAACCUCCAAGAUCUCGCUCUUAUUAUCAGGUUGGUCGAAGCACUGGUCAAAGGGAAGCUGAUGAAAAAGUAUAUGCUCAAAGUAAGGAGAAUAACCAAAGGUUGGAGACAGGUCAAAGUAGAGAGCAAAGAGAUGAGAAAUCACUGGCUAAACUGGAUGGUAAUUUUCAGAGAAGAGACAGUUUUCGAGAAAGGAAAGAUGAUCCAACACCUUCUGUGAGGAAAAGGCCAGCAUUUAGGGAGAAGAAGAUCCCAGUGGAUUCAAGAGAGGCUAAUCCAGCUGCGACAGUGACAGUAAAGUCAAGCCAUACUAGCCACCCUCCAGAAAGGAAUGAAAGGAAGGAGGAAAGAAGCAGCAACCCUAACCAUCUAGAUAGACCUGAGAAGCGAAUUGCAGAGGACAGGGAAUCCAACAAGCGAGAACCUAGGAAGGAUGGAUUUUCAUCAAGAGUAAGGUAUGGAGGAAGUGGAGGCAAUAGCAAUCACAGAGGAAGAGACAAAUUUAAUGGAAGACAAGAUAAUCAUCCUAUUAAGACUCAAACAGAGAAGUGGAAACAUGAUUUGUAUCAAGAGGUUAACAAAGAUUCUAUUCCAAAGAAUGAGGAUGAUCAGAUUGCAAAGCUGGAAGCACUCUUAGCUUCAUAAUUUCAAACUGUAGCCAAUAUUUGGUAGAAGAUCUUUGGAAAAAUAGCAUGGAAAGAAAAACUAUCAAAUGAUGACAGAAAAUUGAAGAAGGGAAUGGCGACAUUGAUCAAUGAUUGUCACCCAGAAAGAGAUGAAGGAGAGGGAUCAUAUGUGCCACCGUUUUUAAUUGAAUAUACUUUGUAUUAUGAGCCACUUGAUUAAUUGGAAUUAGCGGUUGAGAUUUGGUGUAAGUCAAUGACUUACACCUGGUGUCAACGGAUUCUGCCUCAUAUAUAUAUAUAUAUAUAUAUAUAUAUAUAUAUAUAUAUAUAUAUAUUACCGAAGUGUUAACAUCAUAACAUAAACAUAAUAGUGGAGACGUUGAUUUUUUCUUUUCUUUUUUUUUCCUCCUUAUAAAUAAGCCCUUUUCACCAUAUCUUAUGUGCAAGUAUGUAUGAAAUGUUAUAAUAUAAACACAAGGAGAUGUAGAGUUUCUCUCAAAAAA
Messenger RNA from Medicago truncatula (barrel medic), 1394 nucleotides. RefSeq lists its product as uncharacterized. The coding region runs from base 125 to 910 and encodes 261 amino acids. The record is from RefSeq and is a predicted model, not a curated record. The transcript has 5 exons. Lineage: Eukaryota; Viridiplantae; Streptophyta; Magnoliopsida; Fabales; Fabaceae.